Seminavis robusta is the source of this 1057-nucleotide messenger RNA. The record is from the annotation of a GenBank genome assembly. NCBI's taxonomy places the organism in Eukaryota, Bacillariophyta, Bacillariophyceae, Naviculales, Naviculaceae.
UAAAAUUGACUACCAAGAUAGAUAGAAGAUACGAAACCACCGGUACUCAAAAGAGCAACAGAAGAACACAAUGCUACCUCCUGCAUGGAAGAAAGCCAUCAUAGUCCUCUACAGCAUUCUACUUACAGAUGUUGUGGUGGUGUAUGUUGCGGGUUUGAUCCUUUAUAAGGAGACCUGGGUUUGUACUAAUUGCCGAGUUGGUCAAGAAGCUUCUCGUGUCCCUCUAUUGGUGUACUUUUCAGUCUGGAAUAUCUGGUUGACCAUAGCAGUAUUUUUGUCUUGGAUUUUCUUGGAGAAGAAAGCUGUAAACCAAGAGGGAGAAAGCAGUGGCACAAUCAAUGAUCUGGAACAAGGGGAAGACAAUGGGGCAGCCCCAACCAUGUUUCAAAGGAGGACUGCUACCCAAUAUCUGUUCUCCUUGGCUCUGCCAUUGGCCCUGACAGUAUCAAUAACCUACAUUUACUACAUUUCCACAAGGCCAGCUUCUGAGUUUUACAAUGAAGAUCUCUGUUACACUGCUUGGCGGUCAGCCAUAUCACGUGAAUUGGAAAAGUGGAUGGCUGAUUUGUAUCUCAUUGGUGCCAUCAUUUCCGAUUUCACUAUGCACUACCUUUGUAGUGUCCUGCUCUUGGUCCUCUUAUUCUCUGGAGAACUCUGUUAUGUGGUUGCCCUCCCUUUGUCAACCAUUUUCUCCAUUUUCUUGGGCAUUAUCAUUGUUCUUGUCCAGCAGAGUGGCAUCAGUGUGUACUGUGGUGGCAACAUUUGGUUCAAUGUUGGGAUCAUUUGCCUGUUCACCCUGAUCUUUCAUGUUACAUUUUAUCUUGGAGCCAAUGCAAGAAAAGUGGGUUGCUCUUGCUGCAUCAAGGAUACACAGCCAAGCGAAAACAACACCGAUACAAGUAGAACCAAACAAGAGGGCACAGAGGCACUGGAGACGUCAGACGAGUAUCAUAGUUGUGUGGAGCCUUAGCUUGACGUGACGAGAAGAGUGCAUGUACUACUAACUAGAUAACUCUAGACACCUGAGAAGAGAGAAGCCUCUUAUUGCCAGCGGGCG